Daphnia pulicaria is the source of this 753-nucleotide messenger RNA. Its product is annotated as MORN repeat-containing protein 4 homolog. The record is from RefSeq and is a predicted model, not a curated record. Bases 1 to 555 code for a protein of 184 amino acids. The transcript is spliced from 4 exons. NCBI's taxonomy places the organism in Eukaryota, Metazoa, Arthropoda, Branchiopoda, Diplostraca, Daphniidae.
AUGUCUCUUAUAUACACAGAAAUAAUCCUGUUAACUGUUCAGUACUCUGUCAACGUCGCGACUGCAAGGAUAGCUGUUAGCAUGGCAUCGAUGGACGAAGGAAACAAGGAUGCGAUUUAUGGGUCUUUCAAAUACAGCGACGGCAGCGAAUACAUCGGCGAGUGGGAUUCGAACGGACAGAGGCACGGUGUAGGACAACUUACUACUCCGGACGGCUCAGUAUAUUCCGGGCAAUUCAAAUUAGGAUUGUGCUCUGGUUUAGGCGUUCUAGUUUUCUCUGACGGAGCAAGGUACGAGGGUACUUUUUCUGAAGGCUGGUUCCACGGACCGGGGGCAUUUUGGAGAUCUGACGGUAUGAGAUAUGAAGGUGAAUUCCGUGGUGGAAGAAUUUGGGGACAGGGAUUGGUGACGUUUUCGGACGAGAGCAAUGGUUUCCCACGCCACGAAGGCUACUUUCAAGAUUGUAGAUUUAUGCGUCGAGCCAAGAGUGGUGACGCAAUUCAACGGGCCCAGAAAGUCGCCUUAAUGGCUCGUGCUCUAUGCGACCAGCACUAAUGUUUCUCCCAAAUCAUUCCCCAUCUGAAGAUCUUAGUGAUGCAAAUCAAUUACUAAAACAGAACCAACCUAUUUCAUUCCAAUUAUAUUACUUGAUCUAUCGAGUGAUGGCUGUCGUUGAAUUUGCUAGCAGUAGAUGUUGGAGAGCUGUUGAUUGUUUCAUCCGGGCUUGCAGUAAUAUAUGACUUGCUACACCGA